This is a messenger RNA of Peronospora matthiolae, 228 nucleotides long. The record is from the annotation of a GenBank genome assembly. Lineage: Eukaryota; Oomycota; Peronosporomycetes; Peronosporales; Peronosporaceae.
AUGCGCACCAAGAGUGACUUAAAGGCGCGUUUCGAAAUGACCGACAGUGGGAAGUGCGCAUUCGUGUUGGGCAUCGAGCUGGUGGACAACGACGACGGUAGCGUGACGAUGUGCCAGCGACGCUACGUGGAAGAUGUUCUCAAGCGUUUUGGGCAUGAGCGACUGCAAAGCCGUCACCAGCCCAACAGACAUCAGUUCUCGACUCAUACCAAGUACCGCAGCAACUAA